This is a messenger RNA of Alternaria burnsii, 1155 nucleotides long. RefSeq lists its product as uncharacterized. The annotation marks the transcript as partial. The transcript is spliced from 6 exons. NCBI's taxonomy places the organism in Eukaryota, Fungi, Ascomycota, Dothideomycetes, Pleosporales, Pleosporaceae. The record is from RefSeq and is a predicted model, not a curated record.
AGCUGCAUGGCGUGGAGCCCUGCCAAAUUCAUCGCUUUAGCGGUUACGCUAACGAUGCUCUCUAUCAUCUCAGUGGCAUUGAGAUUCUGGGCGCAUACGAAGUCUCGCAACAAAGUCGGUAUUGAUGAUGUCCUGAUCAUCCCAGCUUUGUUAUGCGUAGUUGGUAUGGCUGCUACAAUAAUUGUAGGCACUGAACUUGGAGAGAUGGCUCAACACCAAACGAAUGUCGUAGGUCCCGAUGGCCCGGUAUAUACCGCGCAACUAAGGGUAUACGAACAGGCGAAUUAUACCCUGCAACUUCUUGCAGCCAUCUCUUUGGGUCUCACCAAGUGCUCCGUCCUGUGCUUCUACCGUCGAGUGUUCUACGUGUAUCCACGGUUUCUAUUCAUCAACAAUAUCUUGAUGAUAGUCAUGGCGGCAUGGAUGAUAUCGUUCUUCUUCGCGAUGGUGUUCCAAUGCCGAAACCCGCGGAUUCUUUGGACGACAUUCGAGUACGCGCCAAUCCGCCAAGUUAAGUGUUUCGACACUCUCCGCUUCUACUAUUCUGUGUCGAUAAGUGGGUUCAUCACAGACAUAGUCAUUCUGGCUUCGCCACUGCCCGUGAUAUAUCAGCUGCAGAUGCGCUGGAAAACUCGAAUCGCGGCAGCAUGCAUCCUUCUGCUCGGAGUGGUUGUGUGUGGAGCAGGCGUCAUGCAAAUCAUCCAAUUUGUUACAAUAGGUCGAGGUAUGAUGGCAAAGAUGAAUGACUUAACUUACUUUACCACACCAGUAUUUGCAUGGAGCAUGGUCGAGAGUUCUCUGGCAGUAACGGGUGCUAAUCUUCCCCUUCUCCGACCGUUGCUACAUAGAAUCGAGCGCAUUUGUUCUCGGUUGGGAUCGCUCUUUGGCUUUGUCGAAUCGAAACAUCCCGCGAGUGAUUACAUGGAGACGGAGAACUCGGAAGUUGAGGCUGAGACGAAGAUAGAAGAGGUGGCAGCGCAAAGGGAAGAUUCUAUCCGAAGCUAUUUGAGCCUUGAGCUGCCCCCUCGUCGAGAAGGUGCUUUACGCCCAGAAGAUCUCUUACAGAUCCCGCCUCGAGCUCUGAUGGAGAAGCUAACGGCCAGUCAAGCUACUUCGCACUCUUCAUGGACAUCCGAGGAGUGGGAAGAUAUCUAG